This is a messenger RNA of Mauremys reevesii (Reeves's turtle), 1126 nucleotides long. Its product is annotated as trans-1,2-dihydrobenzene-1,2-diol dehydrogenase-like. The transcript has 7 exons. The record is from RefSeq and is a predicted model, not a curated record. Gene Ontology annotation, biological process: D-xylose catabolic process. The coding region runs from base 65 to 1072 and encodes 335 amino acids. Gene Ontology annotation, molecular function: D-xylose 1-dehydrogenase (NADP+) activity; nucleotide binding. NCBI's taxonomy places the organism in Eukaryota, Metazoa, Chordata, Testudines, Geoemydidae.
UCGCUGUCCCCCGCAACCCCCAGGAGCCGAGACCCGCCCGCAGCCCAGGCCACCCCCCAGGGCCAUGGCCACCCGCUGGGGCAUCUGCUCUGCCGGCAGGAUCAGCCAUGACUUCCUGGUGGCCCUGAAGACCCUCCCGGCCACCGAGCAUCAGGCUGUGGCCAUCGCGGCGCGUGACCUCGCCCGGGCUCAGGAUUACGCCCAGAAACACGGGAUCCCUCGAGCGUACGGGAGCUAUGAGGAGCUGGCGCGGGACCCCGACGUGGACGUGGUCUACGUGGGGGUCAUACACCCCGAGCACCUGCCCGUGGGGCGGCUCUUCCUGGGGGCCGGGAAGCCGGUGCUGCUGGAGAAGCCCCUGGGGAUGAACGCGGCGGAGGUGAGGGAGCUGGUGCAGCUGGCCCGGAGCCGCGGGGUCUUCCUGAUGGAGGCCUUCUGGACCCGCUUCUUCCCCAUCUCGGAGCAGAUCCGGCGGCUACUGGCCCAGGGGGCGCUGGGCGAGGUGCAGCUGAUCUCGGCGACCGUGGGGCACCCCAUGGAGAACAUCCCCCGGCUGGUGCAGAAGAAGCUGGGGGGCGGCGCCAUUCUGGACAUCGGCUGCUACUGCGUCCAGCUCGCCAGCAUGGUCUUCGGGGGGCAGCGGCCGGAGUCCGUCCUGGCCUCGGGCUUCCUGCACCCCUCCGGUGUGGACGAAACCACCUCGGUGAUCCUGAACUACGCGGGCCGGCGCCAGGCCGUGCUGUCCUGCACCAUGCGCAUCGAGCUCCCCAACCAGGCCCAGAUCUGCGGCACCAAGGGCUCCAUGGAGCUCCCUGCCCCCUGGUACGCCCCCACCAUCCUGAUUGUGAACAACCAGCACCACGAGUGCCCCCUGCCGCCCCCCGCCCAGCCCCUCAACUUCUCCAACGGCACCGGCAUGCGGUACGAGGCCCAGCACGUGCGCCAGUGUCUGCUGCAAGGCCUGAAGGAGAGCCCCAUCAUGAGCUUGGCCGAGAGCGAGCUGGUGGCCUCCAUCGUGGACGAGGUGCGACGGCAGCUGGGGGUGACUUUCAGCGAGGACCAGCAGGGCUGAGCCGGCCGGGCGCCAGGGGGACUCUCCCGGGCAUCAAUGCAGAGGCUGCAAUAA